AUGACGUCUAUCAAGCCGUUCCAGAUCGAAGACCUCUUCGAGGUGAAUGCCGUCAACUUGGACCCAUUGACUGAGAACUUCAACGUGUCGUUCUACCAGCAGUAUCUCACGGAAUGGCCCGAUCUCUUCUUCAAGUCCACCGAGAUCUACGCUGGCACCACUCCCGAAAUAAGCGGCUACAUGAUGGCCAAAACCGAAGGCUCAUUGUCCAAGAAGGAGUGGCAUACCCACAUCACGGCGGUGUCGGUCCAGGAUACCUACCGUAGGUUGGGGUUGGCGUCGCAGUUGUGCAAGCAGCUCGAGCGUCUUACCAGCGUGGACGCCUACAACACGCUCUUUGUGGAUCUCUUCGUCAAGGUCACCAAUAAGCAAGCGCGCCAGUUAUACGAGGGCUUGGGCUACAGCGUGUACAGGCGAGUGAUAGGAUACUAUGGGAAAGAGAUGCCCACGGACCGCACCGUGAUAAACGACUUGGUGGAUGGGUUUGAUAUGCGAAAGUCGUUGCCGCGGGACGUGCACAACGAAACGGUGCGAGAGAACGGCGACAAGGUGUGUGUGUUGCCGAACGAGGUGGUGUUCUAG
Messenger RNA from Suhomyces tanzawaensis NRRL Y-17324, 582 nucleotides. RefSeq names its product peptide alpha-N-acetyltransferase complex B subunit. NCBI's taxonomy places the organism in Eukaryota, Fungi, Ascomycota, Pichiomycetes, Serinales, Debaryomycetaceae. The record is from RefSeq and is a predicted model, not a curated record. The coding region runs from base 1 to 582 and encodes 193 amino acids. Gene Ontology annotation, cellular component: NatB complex. Gene Ontology annotation, biological process: N-terminal peptidyl-methionine acetylation. Gene Ontology annotation, molecular function: protein-N-terminal amino-acid acetyltransferase activity. The transcript has a single exon.